AUGGGUCAUGACGGCGAAUCUGAUGGAUUGAAUAAAGCUACUUCGUCGCAUUCGUCCUCAUCUCACCCCAACACUUAUGAGGGUCAAUGGUACUCCGAAGCUCUGAGUUCUGUUUUCAGUUUUGAUAUGGUGUCUGUAGAUGAGAAUUAUAAAAACAGUACCCUAAAAGAUGUAGAAAGGUUUUCUUCAGCACUUGAGAACACCAGUUUAGAGGAGGAGGUCAAAUAUCCAACCUUGUUAGGCUGUCUUCAGAAGAGCAUCAUUAAUUCUAGUCAUGUGCCUAAAGUUGAAGAAAAAGAGGGUCAUAUACAGACUUAUACACAAAUGUCUGCCAAUGACUCAUUAGGUAGCGAACACGCAAGUAAAGACGUUGUGAAGGAUAGUUUUGAGCACAAUCAGAUGGAAACUAAUGCUGAGUUAUCUAGACCGCAAAAAAUAAGUUUAAACUUUAGGAGAAAUUCGUGUAGUAUCCCUAUUGUAAAUGGCUUAGACCCAAUGGAGCUUAAAGAAGCUGAUAAACAUCCAGGCUCAAAACACAGUAAGCUAGGCUCAGUAUUUAAUCACCCUGAGGAUAAAGGCGGAUACAGUAAUGGUAUCUUAGACCACACAGAUGGCUAUUGUUGUUACAAUCACCUCAACAAAGGCGAUGGCAUGGCGCAGCACAAGACUCCAGCACUUAAUGGUGCCAUAAAAGGGAUGAAUGAUAUGAAAAGAAACUUUAUUGGGCAGCCAGGAGAUGGCUCGACCAUGCCUAAAUGGCAAAAAAUUUUGUACGAAAAGCAACCUUUUGAGGAUAAUUACGUCGAUCCUCAACAAUUUCUUGAGGAUCUUCGCCAAAAUGAACACCUCACGACUUAUGAAUAUACUGAAGUCGUUAAGAACACAUUUGCGAUUACACAACAAAUCUCGAUUGUUAUUUUAUUUGCAUGCGCCUUUUCGAUGCUGUUGAAUCAGACAAUGAACCAUUACACAAUUCUAUAUGUGGACCUGGCUGUAUUUUUUUUGACUAUUGUCGUGUACUUUCAGCUUAAAACCAUGAGAGUCAACUACACGGGCACGCAGAAUUAUGUGCUUAUUCAUUUGUCUCAGAUACCUCAAGCAUCGAGCUCUGGUCGCGAUAAAAAGGAGACAAGGGUGGGCGGGCGCCAUAAAAGUGAUAUAAAGCGAACUAGUACCAGAUCUGAUAAUGCCUCCAAUGGCGUUAGACAUCGCAGCAUGAAUCGGAAGCAUGGGCUUGCCGCGAACACUGGCCACAACGGCAGCCCCUCCUUCCACGGUGAGGACAAACUUGUGAAGCCCGAACUCCCCUACGCGGACAGCGCGUUUGGGUUUUUUCGUAAAACAAUUGGUGUUGGGACUAUGAUGGUGCUAUUAACCCCUAUCUUGAGCACCUUAACUGCGAGCUUUUCCAACGACACUAUUGUGGCUCUUAGCAUCUUUACAAUGUCUUUGCAUGUCUUAACGACAGAUUAUAGCUAUCUAAAUGCAUAUACAACUGGCUUUUCGCCUAAUCUUUCAGUCAAUGCCGCUUCGUUUGGUGUGAUUAUGGUGGCUUCACGUAUCCCAAAUCCGCUUGAUAGCGGGGCACUGAUUGCAUUUGGAUCAUUUUGUUUUUCUUUGAGCCCUAUAGUCCGACAUUAUGUGAGGCGCACCUCUUUUACCGCUCAUGUCGUCUUUACGCUUCUUCUUUUUGUGAUCAAUACGGGUUGUUUACUGACUAUUCCAGUUUUAGUAAUACUCUACGUUACGUGUAUACUCAUGAUAUCUUUUGUAAUACCCUGGUGGUUUGUAUCGUUGCACAGCAGUGUGAAAAAUCAAAUCAACGGACCAUGGGACGAGGCGAAACCAACUAACAGUGCAGCGGCGGCAGAGUGGGCAAAUGCUGGUCUUUUGUCUUAA
Phytomonas sp. Hart1 is the source of this 1899-nucleotide messenger RNA. NCBI's taxonomy places the organism in Eukaryota, Euglenozoa, Kinetoplastea, Trypanosomatida, Trypanosomatidae. The record is from the annotation of a GenBank genome assembly.